Messenger RNA from Plasmodium adleri (nom. inval.), 2502 nucleotides. Its product is annotated as conserved Plasmodium protein, unknown function. The transcript has a single exon. The record is from RefSeq and is a predicted model, not a curated record. The coding region runs from base 1 to 2502 and encodes 833 amino acids. Lineage: Eukaryota; Apicomplexa; Aconoidasida; Haemosporida; Plasmodiidae.
AUGGCUUAUUUAAAAAAGUUGUUUCUUAUUCUAUUUUGUGUUCGUCUACCUAAUAAGGUGAAUAAGUAUAUAAAAAAUAUAUCUCUAGCUGAAAAGCAACAGAAGGAAGAGACUAACCCAAAUGAACAACAACAGACUUAUAGUAUAAUUAAUCUUCUAGAUGAAUUAGAUCUUUUGUCUAUAUCAAAUUUGGAUGAACUCGAAAAACGAAGAAAGGAAACAGCUCAAGGGAUGCAGUUGUUGGGAAAUAUUGAUUUAGGAUAUGGAAAAUUAGGGGAAGGAACAGAUUAUGAAAACUUACAGAAAGAAUUAGGAGACAAAUAUUUUGGUGUUCAAAAACCAGGAUAUGGACAUAUUGAACAUGAAGAAUUAAGUCAUAAGAAAAUAAAGGAGGAAAAUAUACAACAUGAUUUAUUAAAAACAAUAAAAGAUGAAGGAGAAAUGUUUAAAGAAACUGAAAGAAAGGAUAACGUAAAUAUAUUGAGGACUUUUGGAAGGGCAGAUUAUGAAAUGUGGCCUACUUCUAGUUUAGGACACUAUGGCUUAUAUGAUUCUUCGAGAUUAGGAACCCAUGAAUUAUUAGAACGCCCUUUAUGGGGAAACUAUGAUUUAUUUGGAUGUUCUCAAAGAAAAUAUGAAGAAGAAGAGAAAUUAGUAGGAGCGGAUCGAGGAAGAAAUGUGGAUGAAAAAGUACUAAGAGAGGCUAGAAGAAAAUAUGAAGACGAAGAAAAAUUAAUAGGAUCUGCUCGAGGAAGAAAUGUGCAUGAAAAAGUACUAGGAAAAGCUAGAGGAAAAUAUGAAGAAGAAGAAGAAGAAUUUCUAGGAGCAGUUGGAGGAAAAUAUGAAGAAGAAGAAAAAGUACUAGGAGCAGUUGGAGGAAGAGAAGAACAAAAAGAAAGAGCAUAUAAAAACGUAAAAUAUAAAUAUUCAAAAUAUGGUGAUGAUAGUUAUAAAGGAAAAUAUGAAGAGAAACGAGAUGAAAUAUCUUUUAUACCGCGUUUUAGAACAUGGAGAUCUAGAAGUAGAGGUGAAGGACAUUCAACUGAUAAUGUAAUGCCUAUUUCUGAUUCAUCUAAAGGAGCUAUUCCAAAACAAGAUAGAAGUGUAAAACAUAAUAAAAAAGAUCACGAAUAUAUUCCAGAAGAUCUAGAAGAAGAAUAUGAAGAAGAAGAUGAAGAUGACGAGGAAGAACAAAAAAAAAGAGUUAGAAAGAAUAGAGAUUUAGGGAAAAAAGACAUAUAUAAAUUUGAAGAAAGUUUAUCUUAUAUUGUUAAUGAUACAUCAGUAGAAAUAAGUAGCGAUGAUGUGGAUGAGUUUAGAAAUGUAAUUAUAACAAGUAAAGAUAUUAAUCAAAAAUUUCAUUUUACUUUGAUUGAGGAAUAUUUAGGUUUGGGCAUAAGUAAAAAAGAUGAUAUUCAAAGAAUGUGUUGUAAAUAUCCUUUAUAUAAGGGUGAAAAGAUUAAUUUUAAAGAUCUUCGUAAUCCUUUUCGAAUUGAACAUCCAUAUUUAAAAGAAAUGGAAAGUAUAUAUGCAUGUGAAAUGUUAUUUUUUGAUGAUUUUCUAUGUGUAGAUUUAAGUAGUUUUUUAAGUGAACAUAAGGUAGGGAAUUUAACAUUACAAAAAAUUAUUAAAAUAUUUAGGGAAGAAGGGAUAAAAUAUUUAUAUUUUAGUGAAGAUACUUUGAAGUAUGUUAAUUAUAAUUAUCCUGACUUUAACUUAUAUAAAUUUUUGAAUUUAUAUAAGAAAAAUUAUUUUGAUAGGGAUGAGCAUGAUAUUUGUGAUUUUUCAACUGAUGAAUUUCCAUUAAUAAAAGAAAAUAACAAGAGAACUAGGGCAAUUUUAUUAGAUUUGAGAAGAAGAAGUCUUAUUCGUAGUUUAACAAGAGGUGAAAAACAACUAUUAAAAAGUAUAAUAUAUGAAGAAAAAAAAACAUUUUCUUUAAUAAGAAAAAUAUUAGGUAAUUUUACAUUAAUAAUAAAUAAAAUUCGUAGGGAUUAUAGUAAUGCAACAUAUAAUAUAUCAUCUAAUGGUACCUUAUUACCUCGAGAUGAAUAUUUAUUACAAAGCGCAUAUUAUAUCUUAAAUUAUUGUCUUUCUAUUGUAAAACCAUUUUAUGAUAAAAUAAUAAAGAAACAAAAAUAUAAUUAUAAAGAAAUAGCACGUUUAUCUGGAACUGUAAACAGUUUAAUAAAUAUUUUAGAAUUCAUUGAACACAAUAGUGCAUUGUAUAAUGAUUUGCUUGAUCGUUGUAAAUGUCUACAAAGUUUUUAUCCUCGUGUACAUUCUGAAGAAGGUUUGAUAAGUUUUUACCGUUAUGCUAUAGCAAAAAUUGAAAUAAUAGCUCUCGUUUUUGAUAUCAAUGUUAUAUUAACAAAAAUGCAUAAAUGUGAAAUGCUUGUAAAAGAAUAUGAAAGGUAUACAUUUCCUUCAUAUCAUAAAUUAUUAACAAACACCGAAAUUCUAUUAAAUGAUGCUGAAAGGAUAUUAUUUGAAAACAAUUAA